AUAAUAUUACAAGACAAGAGACAAUGGUGUAUGUCGUAACCUUAACACUCCAUGAUACUACAUCACAAUGCUCAGAGUACCCCAGUUUCUGUGAAGAUCAUGGGAAGACGUUGUAAAGUGAACAGAGUAUGGAAAUAAGCAUCAGCUCCUCUAUAAAAACUAGAUCCUUUCUUAUAAAUAGAUCUGUCUUCUGUUUCAAUAAAAACACAACAGGAUACCACAAUGGAUAUACCAGAUAGUUCAAUGUAUAAUGAAAAUCUACAGAGCAGGCAAACUGGAUUUAAUGGAACAUAUGAACCCACUGAUUCUAUCAUUAUACGGACUACAGAAAUUCAUCACCAGCAAUUGGAACUGUGUUGUAAAGAGGAAUCUUCUGGUCAUGAUACCAAGGAGUAUAGUUUGUCUAGUGACUUUAGGUUGAAUCAAAGCUACACUGAACAUUUUUCAGAACGGCAUGACACACCUGUUGAUGAGACUAAGUGCAGUGAGAUAAAACAACCUACAUUCAUGAAAGACAGUUUUUCAGAUGAUCAGUCAGAUUCUGUAUCAUUUCAGGUGGAUAAAGGUUUAAUCACAAAAAGGUCAAGUUGUACUCAGUUCAGUCCCUCCACAUCGCCCUCUGCAGCCCAAAAAAUUCUUGAAUCAAGAAGUGGUUCAAGUAGAGACAUAAUGAAACAAAAUGUUUUUGUGACUAAAGAACGAAGCACUUCUGGAAAUACUACCUUAUUUGGAGAAAAUGACCAGCCCGAUACCUUGGAUUGUGAUGAGGUACAAAAUGAUGCUUCCUAUGAAGAAGGAGACUCGGUAAUGGAAGAUGAGUUAUUUCAAAGUAAAAGAAAUCUGUUUGAUUCUCAGUAUAUAUACAGAAGUGAAACUGGUGAGCCAAGUCUUAUUAGUCCAUGUACUACUGCUCUCACCGAGCAACAGGAUCUUGAUCCCUCGCGGUAUGGUCCCAAUGGAAAUCUAGAAAAUCGAUGCGAGAUCUGUGGUAAAACAUUCAGCCAACCCUACUUACUUAAAGUUCAUUUUCGAAUUCACUCAGGAUUUAAACCCUACAAGUGUGAACUCUGCCACAAAGGAUUUGCCCAAAGUUCUGGUCUGAGAUCACAUAAGCUUACCCACACAGGUGAGAAACCUUAUAGGUGUGAUCUUUGUGAUAAAACAUUCACAGCAAGUGGUAGUUUAAAUAUGCACUAUCGUACACAUAAUGGGGAGAGGCCAUUUCCCUGUGAAAUCUGUGGUCGAACAUUUCGUUACCGCAGUGCCAUGAAUAAGCAUAUGAUGAUUCACACGGGUGAUAGACCUUAUACUUGUGAUGACUGUGGCAAGGAUUUUAGUCGUAAAGGAAACCUGGAAACACAUCGACGCAUUCACACCAAUUCCAUGCCCUACCAGUGUGACAUAUGUGAAAAGAAAUUUAACCAAAUGAGCAAUCUACGUACGCAUAAAGUAACACACUCACUUGUGAAACCAUACAAGUGUGAUCUAUGUGGGUCAGAAUUCUUCACAAAGUUUAACAUGCAAAGACAUAUAGUAAUACAACACAUUAAAAAUAAACAAUGAUUUAUGUACACACAUAGUUCUGAUAAUUGCGAAUUUGAUAUAUUAAAAAUAUAUAUAAUAAUUAUUGAAUCUGAGAUCUGAGUGUUGCAGCUAUCCAGCCCAGUACAAAUAUUCAUGAUGUUCUUUGGAACUGAUGUCAUACCAUGACAUUUUCUCCAUACAUACAUAUCUCGGGAGCUCCACAGGUAUUCAUUAAUAUUUAUAGAUAUAUAAUUAAUUAGGAUCAGAAUUACCCAUUAUUGUUUACCGUGUUUCAUGUCUUGAUUCGGUUGAGAUCAAAAGCUUUGUUUCCUAAUGUUUACAAAUAAA
Messenger RNA from Ylistrum balloti, 1872 nucleotides. RefSeq names its product zinc finger protein 184-like. The transcript is spliced from 2 exons. The record is from RefSeq and is a predicted model, not a curated record. Gene Ontology annotation, molecular function: DNA-binding transcription factor activity; RNA polymerase II cis-regulatory region sequence-specific DNA binding. Gene Ontology annotation, biological process: regulation of transcription by RNA polymerase II. The coding region runs from base 223 to 1563 and encodes 446 amino acids. NCBI's taxonomy places the organism in Eukaryota, Metazoa, Mollusca, Bivalvia, Pectinida, Pectinidae.